This is a messenger RNA of Telopea speciosissima, 4466 nucleotides long. RefSeq names its product protein PHYTOCHROME-DEPENDENT LATE-FLOWERING-like. The transcript has 12 exons. The record is from RefSeq and is a predicted model, not a curated record. NCBI's taxonomy places the organism in Eukaryota, Viridiplantae, Streptophyta, Magnoliopsida, Proteales, Proteaceae. Gene Ontology annotation, cellular component: SAGA complex. Bases 153 to 4139 code for a protein of 1328 amino acids. Gene Ontology annotation, biological process: regulation of transcription by RNA polymerase II. Gene Ontology annotation, molecular function: transcription coregulator activity.
CUCCCUUCGUUUCAGCGGACUGGUUCUCGUUCUUCAAGAUCUUUAGCCCUUACUGCUAUCUCCUUAGGGUUUCUACAACUCUCUCUCUAUUUCCGUGGCUGUGCUGAAGCCGUCAGCAAGGCUGAAGUGACAACCCGAGAAACAUACCUGAGAUGGGGAUCUCGUUCAAGGUAGCAAAGACUGGUACCCGAUUUCGUCCCAAACCUCCUCAUUCCGAGAUUUUUCUUGGCGACGGUAGCGAUAAUUCGAAGGAAAGUUCCCGGGCUCUCGUCGGUAAUGAAUCGAAUUCGACUACCAAUCGGAAGCCAGAGGCUGACACCAUUGAAGCGGCUGAGGAAGAUGUUGGUAUAUCUGGUUCAUCCAUGUGUUCCAGAGGAGAUCUAAGUUCUUCAGGGGAAGAAGUAUCCUUCACAUUGAAUCUCUACCCAGAUGGAUAUUCUAUUGCCAAACCGUCAGAAAAGGGGACAAUGCAUCCAGCUUCACUUCAAGAUAUUUCCAAGUUGUUGCAUCCAUAUGACAGGACAUCCGAGUCUCUCUUCUCUGCAAUUGAGUCGGGUCAAUUGCCUGGUGAUAUUCUGGAUGACAUACCGAGCAAGUAUUUUGAUGGGACACUUGUUUGUGAGGUACGGGACUAUCGAAAGUGUGCAUCUGAGCCGGGAAGUAUUGUUUCUUCUGUUGAUAGAUCCCCCAUUGUUAAUAAAGUACGCCUUAGGAUGUCUUUGGAGAAUGUUGUGAAGGAUAUUCCCUUGAUCUCAGAUGAUUCUUGGACAUAUAGUGAUCUGAUGGAGGUAGAGUCUCGGAUAUUGAAAGCUCUGCAGCCGCAACUUCGUCUAGAUCCUACACCGAUGUUAGAUAGACUUUGUGUUAACCCAGUUCCAAGUAAGCUCAAUUUGGGUUUGUCUGGUGCACGAAAGAGGAGAUUGAGGCAGAUGCCAGAUGUGACUGUUUUAUCAAAUAAUCAAACCCAUGGGAAAAAAGUCUGCAUUGAUAGGGUGCCCGAAAGCUCAAAUUUCAGGUCUAGAGACUCUGAACCUGCAACAAAUGAUGGAAACUCACAGCAAAUCAAUGAGAGUAUCACUGCCCAAAAUAUUGUUUCAAGCAGUGCAUUAGGCUUCAGAUAUAAAAGCUUUGGAGCUGAGGCUUCUGCACCAGUAUCACCUUUGGUAUCCCAUCAGGCCAAAUAUCAAUUGGGGAUUGGGUACCCUAGAACCAUGCAAGAUUGUGGGGCAGGGACAAUUAUGAGUUCAUCAGGUGCAUCACCUACUGGGCAGGACUUGAUGAUUCCGUACACUGAUUCUAUGAACUCUGGUAUCUCAUCUUUUCAUGGAAAGAGGGAAAACGAAAAUGCCCAACUGACGUCCUUGUCCAAUGUCAAUAAGAGAGCUAGGCAAACACCAGUUGUUCCUGAAGGCAUUCAGCAGCAGCAAUUGGGUCAACAGUUUGAUAGCCUCCAUGGAACAGAUAUACACUGGAAGAGUACAUUGUUGCAGCAACAAUCAGAGGCACGAGGUAUCCAGUAUGCCAGUACUGGGGCUCAAAAAUAUCCCGCUCCGGUGCUUGAUGGAGUUCCAAAUCAUGAGGCCAUGGUAUCACCAUUCUAUUUGGAGCAGCCGGGAAUGAGAUUUGGUGUCAAAGAAGAGCGGAUUGAGACGGAUAAAUUGCACAAGCCUGAGCUUGAUCGGAAUAAAAAUGACUCCUACCUGGUGGAAACAGAGACUAACCAACUGGAUGCACAGCAGUUGCGACUUCAACAAAGGCUCCCACAACAUCCCUUUAUGAGGUCCCACUUCCCUCAGGGUCAAUGGCAUAAUCAGCUCAUUGAGAAAGAUUCAAGAAAGGAAGACCAACUUCAGAAAAGGAAAACAGUACAAAGUCCUAGGGUUUCUGGAGGACCUCUGGUUCAAUCUCCAGCAUCCUCUAAGUCGGGAGAAUUUUCAAGUGGUUCCUUAGGACCCCAAUUUGGCGCAGCUGCCACAACUGCUGCUGUUGGAUCACUAACAAAGGAGAAAACGACUGCCAUUUCAGGUGUCACAGUUGGGGGAGCUCCAUCUGCUACAUCAAGUCCAAAUGAUCCCAUGCAACAGCAACACCAGGCACCUGUGAAGCGAAAAUCAAAUUCGCUACCCAAAACACCAGCCAUGAGUGGGGUUGCGUCUCCUGCUAGUGUGAGUAAUAUUAGUGUUCCAUUGAAUGAGAAGAGUCCUUCAGUUGGAACCCCACCUUUGGUUCAAGUUAUCGAGAGGUUCUCAAAGAUUGAAGCUGUGACUAUGAGGCAUCAACUUGGUUGCAAAAAGAAUAAGGUGGAUGACCACCCUGCAGUAAAGAAACCCAUGGUGUAUUCAACUCAGCAGCUUUCAUUUUCUCUUUCCAAUGUAAAUAAUGAGGAUCUCAAGGAUGCAGCAUGUGAGAGACCAUUGUCAAAGUCAUUUAUAGGUGGGAGCAUGAAUAUCUGCAAAACACGAGUCCUAACUUUCUUGCAGACAGAGCAUAGAUUUCAAGGAAAUGUUGUUCAUAAGGCACGGAGCAGAUUAAUCAUGUCAGAGAAGCCUAAUGGUGGUACAGUAGCAAUGUAUCAUGGAGAUAUAGAUGAUGCUGAUCUUCAGGCUGCUGAGGAUUAUCUGCCUACCUUGCCAAAUACCCAUUAUGCAGAUUUGCUUGCUUCACAAUUUUGUUUGCUGAUGACUCGUGAUGGGUAUCAACUCGCUGAAGAUCAACUCCGACCAAAACCAACUCACAUGAUUGCUGCCCCCAAUGGUCAAUCUACUGCUAAUGGAAAUCCUGAUGGUGCAGCUGCUGAGAUUCAGCAAUAUGCAGAACAAGUUUCAGGUCAGCCAUCCAAUGCAAUGGGCACACCAACAAAUAGUGGGACUGGCUCUUUGAACUCUUCUCAGAAUCUUGUAGCCAGUACACGGAUGAUUCCACCUGGAAACAAUCAAGCCUUACAGUUCUCUCAGGGAUUCUUGCCAGGGGUUGCAGUGCCUGCCAGGCCUCAGCAGUUGGAUCCGCAACAGCCGCUUCAACAGCAGAAUAAUCAGCACUCCCUCAUGCAACAACAGCAUGCUCAAUUCCAGAGAUCAACGUUGAUGCUUCCAACAAAUCCUCUCUCUCACCUUAAUGCAAUUAGGCAGAAUUCAAACAUGCAGAUGCCAAACCAAAUGGUUAACAAGUCUUCCCAUUUCCCACUUCAGUUGUUACAGCAGCAGCAGCAACAACAGCUGCAGCAACAGUCGCAGCAGCAGCUGCAGCAACAGGCACAGCAGCCGCAGCCACAAAUGCCGAGAAAAAUGAUAAUGGGACUGGGCACAGCUAUGGGUAUGGGGAACAUGGGGAAUAACAUGGGUAACCUUGGAGGCCUAGCCAAUGUCAUGGGCAUGGGCAGUGUUAGGGGAAUGGGUGGUGCUGCUAUUUCAUCUCCAAUGGGUGCCAUGUCUAGCAUGGGUAACAUGGGUCAAAAUCCAAUAAGUCCGACCCAGGCUUCCAAUAUUAGCAAUGUUAUACAGCAGCAACUCCGUUCUGGUAAUCUGUCUCAGGUUCAAGCUGCCGCCAUGCAAUCAAAGCUUAGGAUGGGACAGAGCAGAGCAGGCAUGUUGGGGGGAGGCCCUCAGGCAGGCAUUACCGGGAUUCCUGGAACUGGGCAAAUGCAUCCUGGCUCUGCUGGUCUUUCAAUGCUAGGACAGACACGGAACCGAGCCAGUAUGAGCUCUUUGCAGCGUAACGCAAUGGCAUCGAUGGGGCCACCUAAGAUGAUUUCUGGACCGAAUUUCUAUGUGAACCAGCAACAGCAGCAACAACAACAAUUACAGUUGCAGCAACAACAAAUACAACAUCAGUUACAGCAGCAGCAGCAAAUUAGUUCUUCACUUCAAGCAGUUGUUUCACCUCCGCAGGUGGGUUCUCCAGUAGCAAUGGCAAUUCAACAACAGAUGAAUCAAUCACCACAACAAAUGAACCAACAAACUCCAAUGAGCCCACAACAGUUGAGCUCAGGAGCACUGCAGCCAAUAAGUGCUGGCAAUGCAGGGGCUGGUCCGGCGAGCCCACAGUUGAGUUCUCAGACUCUUGGUUCAGUUAGUAGCAUUACAAGCUCUCCUAUGGAACUGCAAGGUGUGAAUAAGAGCAAUUCUGUUGGUAACUUAUAGACAGUCCAAAAGAUUGAAGCGAAAAGUCUUGUAGGCUGGACUGUAUUUCUCUUUGGUGACCUCUGCAUUAGGUACUUUCAAUGGUUGAACGGAAACUCGAGAGGCAGCAAGUAUUGUGUGGGACUCAGUAACCCUCUGCCUUCAUGUUGAUAGAAUGUUUUCAUUGUUCCUCUCUGUUCUGAUCCAAUGUAAAGAUAUCCUGGGCACUACUAGGAGUGGCAGAUAUAAAGCUAAGCUGCAGACCAAGUUGUGGGUACAUUAUGUUUAUCUGUAUAGAAGACAGUAGAGAGAUUUAGUUGUGAAAUAGAGCUCUUUAUAUAACCAUUG